This is a messenger RNA of Xylaria bambusicola, 1021 nucleotides long. RefSeq lists its product as uncharacterized. The coding region runs from base 174 to 542 and encodes 122 amino acids. NCBI's taxonomy places the organism in Eukaryota, Fungi, Ascomycota, Sordariomycetes, Xylariales, Xylariaceae. The record is from RefSeq and is a predicted model, not a curated record. The transcript is spliced from 2 exons.
CUCGCCGCCGACAUCGACCUCAAAUUACAUUGUACCAAUCGAAUCGCAAACCAAAAAACAACACCGACUUCAUACACACAAGGAACCUAAUCGCCAACAGCCCAAAACCCACACAUACCACCACACAAACCCCCAUCAAUCUCUCAAAAUCUCAAAAAAGAAGAAACGAUAAAAUGCCCUCCGUCAAAAACCCCAACGGCCCCUCCAAGAACCGCCUCGCCGCAGCGCGCGCCUCAGCCCGCAAGACAUCAGCCAAGCAGCUCUCGCGCAAGACGCGGGAAGCCCAGCACAAGAUCAGUAAAGCGGACGCGUCGCGCGGCGCGCGCACAGGGCUCUUGCCGACGAGCGGGCCGAACAAGGCGCUCAGCGCGAAGAAGGCGAGGAAGCUGGAGCGCAAGAUGGGGUAUGCUCUGAAGCGGAAGAUGGAGGCCGAGGGGGAGGUCGAGAUGAAAGAUGUUGCAGAGACGAAGGACCAGAAGAAAGGGAAGCAGGGAACGGCUACCGAGGACGAUAUGGCUGUCGACACGGACAAUAUCUCAUGAGCGGGUGUAACGGAAAAAAAAAAGGAAAAUGAGAGAGAUAUAACAUGCACUAGCACGGAGAGGAAAGUGGCAUUGAUCAGCUCUAAGGUCACGAACCUAACGAUUUUUCCGCCGGGCACGCGAUUUAUUACAUGGUCGCUGUGUUAGGAUCGUUCUAUGGUCAAGAGCAGCCGAAGGUUAUCAUGUCUGCCGCUUCAGGGUUCUCAUGGCUGUAUAUCAAGCGAGCCUAAUGAGGUCAAUAUCCGACCAUACGAUCACGACUACCGUCGCAUGAGGCGUUGUUGAUCGGUGGCUCGUCAGGUCAGGCGUGUUCUGUGGACAAAUCCAAAGUUAUGAGAAGACGGGUCCUGCCUAUACCAGCACCGUCUGGGGUCAUGAAGAAGACCAAUCUAGCGUCUUUCAGAUAGGUAGUUGGAAUCUGUAUGUUGACAUCAAUGUAUUGACCAAAACCGGUCUUCGCAGACACCCUAUAUAAUACA